AUGGCUAAGGAGAAGGUAGAAAAGAAAGAAAAGGUGGAUAAGAAGGCCAAAGUUGAAAAAACAGAAAAGAACAAUAAGAAAGCGAAAAUUGAUACGAAAUUGACGGUUCAAAAGAAAGAGAAUAUCGAUAAUAAGGGGAAGCCAGAUAAAACGGUACCAAGAAAGGUACCUAAAUUGGAAAAAAUCAUUAGCCAUGAAUGGGGACCAGGUAAGCAUCUUUAUUUGAAAGUUGUGUAUGAUAAUGGCCUUCUUCAAUUACUUCCUGUUGCAAUUGUUAACAAAAUGAAACCUGAUAUGGUUAAAACUUAUCUUAACAAGAACCUCCCAAGCUAUAUACAUGAGAUAAAAGAUGAUGAUCAAGUUGGUUCUAGUUCUGGAAGAAAAAGAGAAAGGUCAGAAUAG
Molecule: messenger RNA, 402 nt
Organism: Candida tropicalis MYA-3404
Lineage: Eukaryota; Fungi; Ascomycota; Pichiomycetes; Serinales; Debaryomycetaceae
Exons: 1
Coding region: 1-402 (133 amino acids)
Source: RefSeq, a predicted model, not a curated record